CUCUCUCUGUUUUUUUGCGGUCACUGCGACAUUGGCCCUUCUGCCUGCCAUUUUCUUAUGUGGAUUUGGAUUUGUGUUUCUUGAUUUCCUUGACGAGUCAACCGCCGCCAUGUCGUUGAAGCGGGCUUUGGUCGGAUGCAAGCGUGUCAUUGAUUAUGCCGUCAAGAUUCGCGUCAAGCCGGACAAGAGCGGCGUUGUCACCGAGGGUGUUAAGCACAGCAUGAACCCUUUUGAUGAACUGGCGGUCGAGGAGGCUGUGCGCAUGAAGGAGGGCAAGAAGCUGGAUGAGGUCGUUGUUGUGUCCUGCGGUCCCAAGGGUGCACAGGAUGUGCUCAAGACGGCCUUGGCCAUGGGCGCCGACCGUGCCAUCCACGUUUCGUAUGAUCAGGUCGAUAAGCUCGAGCCCCUUGGCGUUGCCAAGAUCUUCGCCAAGCUCGUUCAGGAAGAAACCCCCGACCUUGUCCUCCUCGGCAAGCAGGCCAUUGAUGAUGAUGCCAACCAAACAGCCCAGAUGCUCUCGGGCUUGCUCGACUGGUCUCAGGCAACUUUUGCAUACAAGAUUGACUUGGCCGAUGAUGGCAAGCAACUGACCGUUGUUCGUGAAAUUGAUGGUGGCCUCGAGACUAUUGACGUCAAGCUCCCGUCCGUUGUGUCGACCGAUUUGCGCCUGAACGAGCCUCGCUAUGCGACACUGCCCAACAUUAUGAAGGCCAAGAAGAAGCCCAUGAAGACGACGACCCCCGAAGAGCUGGGUGUGGAUGUGAGCCCCCGUCUCGAGCUGCUCUCGGUUGCCGAACCCCCUGCGCGCAGCGCUGGUAUCAAGGUUGAGUCAGUGGAUGAGCUCAUUGACAAGCUCAAGAACGAGGCCAAGGUUCUCUAAAUUUCUCGGGGCCCGCCCUUCUGCUCUAAAACUCACCACUCCCGUCAUGUGUACAAGACUCUGCCACCCGCUUACGUUUGCAACCAAUUUACCACCCUGAAAAACUG
Monosiga brevicollis MX1 is the source of this 987-nucleotide messenger RNA. RefSeq lists its product as uncharacterized. Gene Ontology annotation, cellular component: cytosol. Bases 110 to 880 code for a protein of 256 amino acids. Gene Ontology annotation, molecular function: electron transfer activity. NCBI's taxonomy places the organism in Eukaryota, Choanoflagellata, Craspedida, Salpingoecidae. The transcript has 7 exons. The record is from RefSeq and is a predicted model, not a curated record.